This is a messenger RNA of Darwinula stevensoni, 585 nucleotides long. Lineage: Eukaryota; Metazoa; Arthropoda; Ostracoda; Podocopida; Darwinulidae. The record is from the annotation of a GenBank genome assembly.
AUGACAAGGAAUCGCAUUAACGAUGGAUGCGUAUUUGGGAAGAGAGAGGCGGGGACGCGGAUGGAGAGAGUGCACGUGGCGGGUCACAGCCUGGGAUCUCACGUGGCGUCAUACAUCGGAUCCGCGCUCAAGGACAUGGGGGUGGGGAAGCUGGGUCGCAUCACGGGACUCGACCCGGCCGGACCCCAGUUCGAACACGCUGAUCCUCGCGUGAGACUCGAUCCCGAGGAUGCCCUCUUCGUGGAUGCCAUUCACACCGACGGCGUCUCCGUCGCAGAAGGAGGUCAGUCUCGUCGAGUCGACGGUCAGUCUCCGUUCGAGUGUUUGACGUGUGCCUUCGUGACAGGAUUGGGGACGCUCCAGCCGUUUGGUCACAUGGAUUUCUACCCGAAUUCUGGCGCUCGCAUGCCAGGUUGUAGUCUUUCUCUUCUGCAAGCCUUCGAUCCGAUGGGGUCCUUUGUCAAUGGCUUGACGCGGUUCACGGUUUGCAGCCACACUAAGGCCUACGAGUACUUCACCGAGUCCAUAAAUUCUCCUUGCCCUUUCCUCGCUCAUCAGUGCUCCAAUUGGGUGGAUUUCGUGUGA